AUGACUAGAUCCUGCUGUCUUCGCCAGAUCCUGAUAUGUUCUUUUAGUAUUUUCUGCCUUCUUAUGAUAUUUAUAACAGAAGCCUUUCUUCGCUAUCGUCUCCAAGUUAGCGAUUCCCGUCCGAUUUCAUGGACGUCGGGAUCUCACCAAAACAAUCUGUCCAUCGCGCCCGACGCAGUAACCCCAGCAGCCCCAGGAACUCCGUACAAGCCCAAGGCUCACCACCCACCAUUACCAGCACCCGUUCCGGACUAUGGACUCUCUCAUACAGAGUGCCGAGCCAGAUUUCCCAAUCUCUUUGCUGAGUUGGGCCGGUCAGUUGCACUGCGAAAAGACCUGGGAAACGUCAGCCUUGCGGACAUCGAUUUGUCGUGGAAGCCGUAUGGGGCAGUGCGUGUUCUGAUAUACAACCAUAAGCUCUACAUCAUCGACUCGAAAUUCAACGGAGAGGGCUAUCAACGACCCCGACUUCUUGCUAUUCUACACCAACUCCACCGCGCCAUAGUAUCGUCACCCUCGCCCCUCCCAUCGAUAGAAUUCUCGUUCAGCGUAAACGAUAUAGCUGACGAAUCUCAUGCUCACCAUACUAUGUGGACUUUCUCACGACAUGUGUCUCUUGAUAAGGAAAUGUGGGUAAUGCCAGACUUUGGCUACUGGUCGUGGCCACUUGACCUGGUUGGCGAAUAUCAGCAAAUACGCAGUGAUAUGCGAGGUAGCGAAUUAGACUGGGAGAAGAAAAUACCAAAGUUACUCUGGCGAGGGGCUGUUAAGACAAACGAGGAAGUGAGGGGUGCACUUAUGAGGGUUGCAAAAGGGAAAUCGUGGGCAGAUGUGGAUCAAGUGACCUGGAAAAGCAGGAAAGAUGUGACUGCGGGGAGUGAUGCUUUGCCAAUUAAGGAUCACUGCAAGUAUCAGUUCCUCAUGCACACUGAAGGACGUAGUUACUCUGGUCGGGGGAAAUACCUUCUCAACUGCGCGUCCGUUAUGAUAACACACAAAGCCGAAUGGAUUGAGCCUCAUUCGCACCUGUACAUUUCUUCUGGACCAGACCAAAAUGUUGUAGAAGUAGAGCGCGACUUUUCUGACCUCGAAGCAAAAGUACAAGAGCUAUUACAGAAUCCAGAGCGCGCAAAAGCUAUUGUAAAGAAUAGCAUAGCAACGUUUCGGGAUAGGUAUCUGUUACCUGAUGCUGUGUCAUGUUAUUGGAGGGAGCUGUUCAAGUCAUGGGCGGAUGUGAGCUUCCAGCCAGACCCGUGGGAGUUCGAUGCAGAUGGGAAAGAGAGGAUAAGGGGAGUUCCAUUUGAGACAUUUGUGAUUCAAGCACUCGAGUUGGACCAAUGCUCUUGGUGGAAGAAGAUGACGCUUCGGUGCUAG
Messenger RNA from Ascochyta rabiei, 1374 nucleotides. RefSeq lists its product as uncharacterized. The transcript has 4 exons. The coding region runs from base 1 to 1374 and encodes 457 amino acids. The record is from RefSeq and is a predicted model, not a curated record. Lineage: Eukaryota; Fungi; Ascomycota; Dothideomycetes; Pleosporales; Didymellaceae.